CAUCAUGUGUGCGUUCAAUGCGGAAGCUUAUACCUACUAAAAUUAAGUAUCUCUAAAAGUUAUUUUAUCGUUUAAUUUUUAUAAAAUUAAAUCCUGAAAAAGUUAUCUUAACUUAAACGUAGCAAUAGAAUAAUAACACAAAUUGCAAUCGUAGCAAGUUUCGUGAAAAUUACGCGCUGUUUCAUUUUUCUGUUUGUUGUAUCUGCGACUUGAUCAGAUUCCUUUGCAUUCACAGAAAUUAAGAUACAUAGAGAAGAUGGAACUUCUAGAUGUUAUGAAAAACUUAACAAUAAAAACUGAUCAAUCAGAAAGUAAGCAACAGUUGUUUAAAUCCAUAGCGGCAGAUAUUGAUGAUGUCCAUACUGAAAUUGUUAUUGCUGAAUAUUCAGAUAAAAUGCUACUAAUUAUAUCACAAUUUCAAAAAAUUGGCAGUAUGUUGAUGAUACAAAAAGAUCAAAUCCAUAGUCCACUUGGUACAAAUGAUAUAUAUACAACAAAAGUUAUUUUUGGUGCUACAGGAGAAGAGCAACAAGUUGCUGCGAGGUACCUGGCAGAAGCAAUUAAUAUCACAAAGCCCUUGUGUUUAUUUAUUAACCUAAAGACAUAUGACAUUGAAACAGUGAAAGCUUGCAAGGAUAUUAUACUGGAUAUCAAAAAAAAAGAAGAAAAUAACUAACAUGGCUCUACAAGAAGCAAAAAGAUUUAAACCUGUACAUAAAUAUUAUGGCCAGCUGGUUCUUGGUCCACCUGGUGCUGGUAAAACAACAUACUGUUCAAAGAUGGCUCAACUGUUAAAAAACAUCGGCAGAAAAGUUGUGAUUGUAAAUUUGGAUCCUGCUAAUGACCUCAUGUCCUAUAAGCCAGACAUUGAUGUGCGUACAUUGAUUGAUUUUGAAGAAGUAAUGGAGAAGAAAAAACUGGGCCCCAAUGGAGCAUUAUUAUAUUGCAUGGAAUAUCUAGAGAAAAAUAUAGACUGGCUCCUUAAUCAGAUAGAGAAUGAUAACUGCACAAAUUUUAUUUUUGAUAUGCCUGGCCAGGUGGAACUUUACUGCCAUCAUGACAGUUUGUGCAAAAUAUUCUCAAAGUUGACUGAAGCAAAUCUACAGCUGUGUGUGGUUCAUUUAGUUGAUUCUCACCAUUGCUCUGAUGCUGGGAAAUUUAUAGCAGCUUUGAUGUUAUCCUUAAGUGCUAUGUUAAAAAUAGGUUUACCACAUAUUAAUUUACUCACAAAAGUGGACCUUUUGAAAAAACAUGUUGAUAAGUUACAUUUUGGCAUAGAUUUCUAUACUGAAGUCUUAGAUUUAAGUUAUCUUCUUGAUUGUUUAGACACAGAUAAGUUUACUAAUAAGUAUAAAAAGCUUAAUGGUGCAUUUGUUUCAAUUAUUGAAGAUUAUAGCCUAGUUAGUUUCCAGCUUGUCAAUGUGAUGAAACAAGAAAGCUUAGUUAAAGUUAAGAAUUUAGUGGAUAAGGCCAAUGGGUAUGUCUUCAAAGCAGAUGAAGGAAGAAACGUAACUAGUAUGUUGGCCUGCGCCAUGGGUGUUGAAGAACCAUCUGAUUAUGAUCUUACAAAUUUCUAAUAAAUUAUCAUUGUGUCAUAAUAAUUUCUUUUAUUUUAAAAUUUAUAUGUUGAUCAAAAUUUUUUCACCUUUUCUACACACAAACUGACUUCCCCAAUAUCCAUUAUAGGUGCUUGGCCAUCCACACAU
Molecule: messenger RNA, 1706 nt
Organism: Amyelois transitella
Lineage: Eukaryota; Metazoa; Arthropoda; Insecta; Lepidoptera; Pyralidae
Product: GPN-loop GTPase 2
Exons: 2
Coding region: 678-1577 (299 amino acids)
Cellular component (GO): cytoplasm
Molecular function (GO): GTPase activity
Source: RefSeq, a predicted model, not a curated record